AUGGAACAGCCUCGCCUAACGUGUGGCACUCGUCGGAGAGAUUCAGAUGCUGUUGACUUGGACAUAUAUCGGUUGCCUCCGCCUCCUCUUCGAUUAUCCUGGCCGUUAUGCACACUUCGUCGAUUUGGAUUCUACGGCAAUACACUGUUCAAAUUGGAGGCUGGUCGUCGAGCUCCACGAGGUGAGGGACACUAUCUUUUCCGCAUUCGAACGUUACGGGAGUUUCGGCAGUACUUUGAAUGCGACAAAUAUGACACCUUUUCGUGGAAACCCUUCAUCGGUCAAAACAUUGUUUCUUCCAAAGACAUGCAGAUGGAAUCGCCCGUUUAA
Messenger RNA from Echinostoma caproni, 330 nucleotides. The record is from the annotation of a GenBank genome assembly. Lineage: Eukaryota; Metazoa; Platyhelminthes; Trematoda; Plagiorchiida; Echinostomatidae.